Molecule: messenger RNA, 351 nt
Organism: Prunus armeniaca (apricot)
Lineage: Eukaryota; Viridiplantae; Streptophyta; Magnoliopsida; Rosales; Rosaceae
Source: the annotation of a GenBank genome assembly
AUGGAUCCUUUUGAGAGCCUUUUGAGCAAACAAUUCAAUAUCUUGAAUUGGUGGAAAGGGAACCAAACAAGAUAUCCUAUUCUUUCACAAGUUGCCAAGGAUAUCUUUGCAAUUUCAAGUUCCACGGUUGCUAGUGAAAAUGUUUUUAGCCUAGGCAAGAGGAUUGUGGAUCGUUUUAGAAGCUCCUUGCAUCCUAAAAUGGUAGAGACAUUAGUGUGUACUAGUGAUUGGCUUAGGGCGGAUGAAUUUUCCUUUUACAAGGAACCAACGGACGAUGAGGUUGAAUUCUACAAGGAAAUGGAACAUAUGACAACUUGUCCUUCAAAUCCACUCACCACUGCUUAUACUUGA